GAAUGUGAACAGUUAAACAUCCAGUUCCACUUGCUGCACGGCGCUCCGGGGAAGGUUCUCCCCGGCUUUGUGUCCGACCACAGCUUUGGGGCCGUGGUGACUGACUUCUCUCCUAUCAGAGAACCGCUGCAGUGGUUGGAGGACGUCAAAAAGAAACUUCCCAAAGACAUUCCCUUCAUACAGGUUGAUGCUCACAAUAUUGUUCCCUGCUGGGUAGCUUCACCUAAACAGGAGUACUCCGCUCGGACGAUCAGAGGAAAAAUUACCAAUCUGUUAUCAGAGUUCCUCACUGAUUUUCCCCUGGUGGACGCACACCCCCACACUGCUACGAGAACCGCCAAAGGAGUAGACUGGGACAAAACCCUAGCCUCCCUGGAUGUUGACAGAAAUGUAAAAGAGCCAGAAUGGGCCAAGCCGGGCACCAAAGCAGGGAUGGACAUGCUGGAGUCCUUCAUUGAUGUACGACUUAAACUGUUUGGCAGCCAACGCAACGACCCGAACGCUCCCGCCCUGAGCCAGCUUUCCCCCUGGCUCCGCUUUGGUCAGUAUUCUGUGUAAAACUUUGAACUUAAGAGUUUUCUUAAGGACACGACUCUCUAAUAUUAUUCAUAUGCUCUAGUUUGUUACUUCAUAAGUGUUUUUGUUUAAAUAUAUUUGUGUCUGCGUCUCAUAGGUGCGUAUGAGUGGGCUCAGAAGACCUUAAAAGAUCAUGCCAAAGACAAGAGGCCGUAUCUCUACACGCGUGAGCAGCUGGAGAAAGCAAAGACUCAUGACAAGCUGUGGAACGCAGCUCAGCACCAGAUGGUUACAGAGGGGAAGAUGCAUGGUUUCCUGAGGAUGUACUGGGCCAAAAAGAUCCUGGAGUGGACUUCUUCCCCAGAGGAGGCGCUCUCCAUCGCUCUGUACCUAAACGAUCGCUACGAGCUGGAUGGUCAAGACCCUAACGGCUUUGUCGGAUGUAUGUGGUCUAUUUGCGGCAUCCACGACCAGGGCUGGGCGGAGAGAGCCGUAUUCGGGAAGAUCCGCUACAUGAACUACAAAGGCUGCCUUCGGAAGUUUAACGUGGCUCAGUUUGAGAGAAAGUACUGUCCUAAAAGUCUUUGAAGCACGAUAUGUUUGGAAGGAUGCGUUAAAAGCGCUCGACAGCGUGGAUCUCCUACAUCUUGGCCUCAGGGACAUUUUUUCUUGUUACAGCCUUUCUGUUUUUUGUUCUGUUCAUCACAGCUUGUUUUGUUCUAUUCUUGCUUGCGUCGACACUUUUACUAAAUAUUCAGACGUGUUCAUGCAUAAUAAAACUGUAGGCUGUUUGUGGCAUUUUAAAGUGAGCUUUAGAGAAAGCACUUUGGGCUUUGUUAAUAUAAAAGCACCAUAAAAACAAUCACAUUACUACUGUCGUUCGGUUUUUAAUACAAGUUUGAAGUCAUUUUCUGUCCACUUGUAUCAUUUCCAACUCUCUCACUGUUAUUUCUUUAAAGUUGAGAUAAAGCGUGUUUCUUUAACAGA
Molecule: messenger RNA, 1503 nt
Organism: Neolamprologus brichardi
Lineage: Eukaryota; Metazoa; Chordata; Actinopteri; Cichliformes; Cichlidae
Source: RefSeq, a predicted model, not a curated record